Chlorella variabilis is the source of this 2445-nucleotide messenger RNA. RefSeq lists its product as hypothetical. Gene Ontology annotation, biological process: mRNA splicing, via spliceosome. The transcript is spliced from 12 exons. Bases 1 to 2037 code for a protein of 678 amino acids. Lineage: Eukaryota; Viridiplantae; Chlorophyta; Trebouxiophyceae; Chlorellales; Chlorellaceae. The record is from RefSeq and is a predicted model, not a curated record. Gene Ontology annotation, cellular component: nucleus. Gene Ontology annotation, molecular function: RNA lariat debranching enzyme activity.
AUGGCGGCGACGCCGAGCCGCAGGGGCCUGCGGAUUGCGGUGGAGGGGUGCGGCCACGGCGAGCUGGACCGCAUCUACGAGACCAUGGCGCUGCUGGAGCAGAAGGAGGGCAGGAAGAUCGACCUGCUCAUCUGCUGCGGCGACUUCCAGGCUGUGCGCAACAUGGACGACCUGGAGUGCAUGGCCUGCCCCCCCAAGUACCGCCACAUCGCCACCUUCUACAAGUACUACUCUGGCCAGGUCAAGCCGCCCUACCCCACGCUCUUCAUUGGCGGCAACCACGAGGCCGCCAACUACCUGUGGGAGCUGUAUUACGGCGGCUGGGCCGCCCCCGACAUCUUCUUCCUGGGCUACGCCGGGGUGGUGCGCUUUGGCGGGGUGCGCAUCGGCGGGCUGUCGGGUAUCUUCAAGGAGCCGCACUACGGGCUGGGCCACUUUGAGCGGCCGCCGUACCACGCGGGCAGCAUGCGCAGCGCCUACCACAUCCGCGAGCUGGAGGUGGGCGGCGAGGGGUGGGCGGUGCACCGCCUGCUGCGCCUGCGCCAGCCACUGGACGUCUUCCUCAGCCACGACUGGCCGCAGGGCAUCGCGCGGCACGGCGACACCAACCGCCUGCUGCAGCGCAAGAGCUUCCUGCGCAGAGAGAUUGCGGACAACUCCCUGGGCAGCCCGCCCGCGGCGCAGCUGCUGGGCGCGCUGCGCCCCGCCUACUGGUUCUCCGCCCACCUGCACACCAAGUUUGCGGCCCUGGUGGUGCACGACGCCCCGCAGCAUGCGGCGGCGCAGCAGGCGCAGCAGCAGGCGCAGCAGGCGCAGCAGCAGGCGCAGCAGCAGUACCCGACGGCCACGCGGUUCCUGUCCCUGGACAAAUGCCUGCCGGGGCGCAGCUUCCUGCAGGUGAUCGAGUUCCCGGAUGCCGAGGGCCCUCUGGAGUUCAGCUAUGAUGAGGAGUGGCUGGCGGUGCUGCGCUCCACGCACGGCCUGCUGAGCCUGCAGCGGCGGGCGGCGCCGCUGCCGCGCGGCCCGCCGCCGCCGCCCGCACCCCAGGAGCUGGCGGAGGUGCGGCGUCGGCUGGAGGAGCGCGGCGGCGCCGCCGUGCCCCGCAACUUUGUGCGCACGGUGCCGGCGUACGACCCCUCGCAGCCGCAGAUGCGUUCUGGCACCAUGCCGCAGCAAGCGGUGCGCAACCCGCAGACGGUGGCGUUCCUGGAGCUGCUAGGUCUGCCGUACAACCUGGAGCACGAGGCGGGCGGCUACGGCAGCGGCGGCGGCGGCUACGGCGGCUUUCAGGGCGGCAGCGGCGGCGGGUUUGGCGACGGCGGCUUUGCCGGCGGCAGCGGCUACGGCACGGCGCCAACAGCGUGCCGACACCGGCGCGUCAAUCAUCAUCGGGUUGCGCUGCCCGUCGUGCGCCUCGGCGGCGUGCAGAUCGCCAACUGUGAACUUCUGCCCGCCAGCAGCGACUCGCCCCGCCACCCCAUCUCCGAGACCGCGAUCCUCCACCCGCUCGCCAUGGAGAAGCUCGCACGCCGCACCCGAGCUCAGACCGUCACCAACCAUAACACACCUCGUCAAAUUCGUGCGCGCCUCUCCUUCCCGCGGCGCAAGGCGCAGCAGGAGGUGCCUGCGUCAGAUGCCCCCGCGCAGCCGGUGGCGCGCUCUAGCAGUGGCCGGAUGGCGCUGGGGCCCUGGCUGGGCUCCUUUGGCAGCAUGGGUGAGAUGGGGGGUCUGCUGGACCAGGACCCGCCCAGUCCCACCCUGUUUGCCACCUCCCAGGGGCGCGUGUUUGCCGACCUGAGCGGCGCGCCGGUGGCCUCCUCCGACCUCCUGCUCUCCACCCCCGAGGUGGUGGCGGCGCCAGCGGCGGAGCACCCGGAGGACAGCCGUGGCGGGCGCCAGGCGAUGGCGCAGGAGGUGUCGGUGCUGCGGCGCAAGGCGGAGGAGGGGCGCCAGCGCGGGCCGGAGAACCGGGGCCCGCGUGCUAACGUGGCGCGCAGGCGCUACCGCAUGAUUGGCCAGGCCCGCCGCAUGAACUGAUCAGUUCUGCGCCCCUAGGGGCCUCGCCCUCAUUUUUUCUUUGCACCAUCCGGCACGGCUCCAUAUCCACGCCCCCGGAAUUACAGUAUGCUCAAGCAGCUUCGCUACCCCUCUUUGCUGAGUCAUUUCACCUGUAGUUGUUCUUGUUGAGAAAGCACGCACGACACAAAUUUCCUUGUUCCCGUUUGGCCAGCACGCAGCUGUUGUCUUUGUAUCUUUGAUGCGCCGCAUGCCUGCACUGUGCGUGGCAUGGCAAUGAUACUGUACCCACCGAGCUGUACCCUCCGCCCUUUUCGCGCAUGCCCCUACUGCCCCUACCAUACCCUCAACCAUAGGUCCAGGUCCUGGGUCUCAUGUGCUUGAAGAGCUUUUUUAUUCAUUCUCAGUUGUAAACCACAUCAAGAUGGC